Belonocnema kinseyi is the source of this 2209-nucleotide messenger RNA. RefSeq names its product organic cation transporter protein-like. The record is from RefSeq and is a predicted model, not a curated record. The coding region runs from base 437 to 2209 and encodes 590 amino acids. The transcript has 7 exons. Gene Ontology annotation, cellular component: membrane. Gene Ontology annotation, molecular function: transmembrane transporter activity. Gene Ontology annotation, biological process: transmembrane transport. Lineage: Eukaryota; Metazoa; Arthropoda; Insecta; Hymenoptera; Cynipidae.
CGUUUUCGGAAUUAGCCUGCCGCCUUUCGGUUCCUUUCAAUUUCCGCUGAUAAGACCCACGAGUUCGGACAACAGACUCGAUUCAUGAUAUCCCCGCCAAGACGUAAACGAAAACAGAAUUUAGAACGUGUGGUGUCUCGGUUCUCGUGUGGUCCACCCCAAAAUUAGUUGGUGUAAAAAUUUAUUUAAAAAUAAAAAAAUAAACAAUUCGAACCCCAAAUUAAAAGAAAAGGAAAGCUAAAGAGAGCUUUUACUUUUCUGCUGAACAAAGAAGAUAGUUAGAUUCCAAAUCUAAAAUGUCUUUUAUAAAUAGUCUACUUUCUUCCCCUGAUUAAUAAGAUAAAUUAAAAAAAAAAAUUAGUGGUUGCUAAAAGCCAGUCGCGUGUGAGCAAGAAUCAAAUUUCAAAAUUACAAGUAAAUUUUUCGAAAGUGAAAAAUGCCACCUCAAGAAAAUUUUGUGCCUGAAGCAGAGCAUGUGUCAGAAAAUAAAGUGUGUGGGGGUAUUUCCCAAAAUCCGUGCAAUAUUUCCACAAUUAGUCAAAAUGUGGAGUUGCCAAAAAAACAAAAAACCAGUGGAAGGGAUAUGGAUUUUGACGAAUUAUUACCCUACGUCGGGGAAUUUGGAGUUUACCAAAAAAUUCUUUUUGUGCUUAUGAUUCCUUUUGCAUUUUUUGUUGCCUGGGUCUACUUUUCACAAAUUUUUAUCACUCUCGUACCGGAAGAGCACUGGUGUCGUGUUCCAGAAUUGGAGAACCUGACGAUGGAAGCAAGGGUAGCAUUAUCCAUUCCUCCCGGCACAAAUCAUGGUAACCACGUGACUCGAUCGAAAUGUUCGAUGUAUGCCGUAAAUUAUACGGAGAUCCUCGAAAAAGGAAUAAUCGUGGCUGAUCCGAAGUGGCCUAUCACAAAUUGUAAACACGGCUGGGAAUUCAAUUACACGGUCAUACCUUAUCCGACCGUGGCAACCGAGCUCGAAUGGGUUUGUGAAAACGCGGCUCUGCCAACAUUUGCACAAAGUAUUUUCUUCAUUGGAGCGAUUUUUGGAGGCCUAAUUUUUGGAUGGAUUGCCGAUCGAUAUGGAAGAAUUCCAGCCUUGGUUGGGACCAACAUUGUUGGAUUUUUGGCAGGAGUUGCAACAGCAUUUUCCACAAAUUUUUGGGAAUUUGCAGCAUGUCGUUUCCUUUUUGGAUUCGCCUUCGACAACUGUUUCACCAUGAUGUAUAUUUUAGUUUUAGAAUACGUGGGACCAAAAUGGCGGACAUUUGUGGCGAACAUGUCAAUCGCACUUUUCUUCACAUUCGCAGCCUGCGUUUUGCCCUGGAUUGCAUAUUAUUUGGCAGAUUGGAGGAUGACUUGUAUAGUUACAUCAGUUCCUCUGGUUCUGGCUUUGGCAACUCCAUGGCUUGUUCCUGAAAGUGCCCGAUGGCUCGUCAGUCAAGGAAAAAUUGACAAGGCCAUUGAAAUCCUGAGAAAAUUUGAAAGAAUUAAUGGUACCAAAGUACCAGAAGACAUCUACGACGAUUUUAAGGAUACCUGUGCGAAAAUACAAAAAGAAGAAGAAGCAGGAAAAUCGUAUUCAGUAUUGGAUCUUUUCAGAAGUCCACGUCUCAGAAAUAUUACUCUUCUUCUCAUAGUAAUUUGGAUGGUGAUAUCGUUGGUGUUUGACGGCCAUGUGCGAAAUGUGGAUAAUCUGGGACUUGACGUUUUUGUCACGUUCAGUAUCGCAUCAGCAACCGAACUUCCGGCGGAUACGUUUCUCACCCUGGUGUUAGAUAGGUGGGGUCGUCGGUGGCUUGCCUGUGGCUCUUUAAUCGUAUCUGGGAUUUUCAGCAUUUGGGCUUCUUUGGUUUCUGAUCAUAUUUACGCUGCCAGUCUGGCCAUAAUGGGAAGGUUCUGCGUGAAUAUUUCCUACAACAUCGGUUUGCAAUAUGCAGCUGAAUUGUUACCAACUGUUGUUCGAGCUCAAGGUGUGGCACUGAUUCACAUAAUGGGAUAUGUAGCCAGCAUUGCUGCCCCAUUUGUCGUUUAUCUGGACAUAGUCUCGCCCAUUUUGCCACUUCUCGUUUUGGGAAUUCUGGGAAUUGUGGGUGGUGUGCUUUCCCUACUUUUGCCAGAAACGCUUGAUAAGGACCUGCCACAGACUCUUCAGGAUGGGGAGGACUUUGGAAGGGAUCAAGGCAUUUGGGACGUGCCAUGUCUCAUGAAGUAA